This is a messenger RNA of Pristis pectinata (smalltooth sawfish), 3839 nucleotides long. RefSeq names its product nuclear factor NF-kappa-B p105 subunit-like. The transcript has 24 exons. Gene Ontology annotation, biological process: regulation of transcription by RNA polymerase II; cellular response to stress; non-canonical NF-kappaB signal transduction. The record is from RefSeq and is a predicted model, not a curated record. Lineage: Eukaryota; Metazoa; Chordata; Chondrichthyes; Rhinopristiformes; Pristidae. Bases 161 to 2965 code for a protein of 934 amino acids. Gene Ontology annotation, molecular function: protein binding; RNA polymerase II cis-regulatory region sequence-specific DNA binding; DNA-binding transcription factor activity, RNA polymerase II-specific. Gene Ontology annotation, cellular component: cytoplasm.
GGGGCGGGGCUGCGCUCCGGCUGGGGGGGGGCGGGGAAUUUCCCGGCCGGGAGGAAGCGCCGAGCGGCCGCGCAUGGAGCGCUGAUACAGCGGCCGCCCCGUCCCGUCCCGUCCCCGAGCCGGAGCCGGAGCCCGAGCGCCGGAGAGCCCGCGGCCGAUAAUGGCAGAAGAGGGUAACUAUCGAAUACCCAGUAUCUACAACAUCGAUGACUACACAGCAUUGGAUCUCCCCGGAGUGAUGUUCAACCCCGCCAGUGGUCCCACAGACUCACCCCUCCACACACCCGAUGGACCUUACCUGCAGAUCCUCGAGCAGCCCAAACAGAGAGGAUUCCGUUUCCGCUACGGAUGUGAAGGUCCGUCACACGGAGGAUUACCUGGGGCUUCCAGUGAGAAAAACAAGAAGACCUACCCCACUGUUAAGAUCUGUAACUACGUGGGACAUGCCAAGAUCGUGGUUCAGCUGGUGACCGCCGGCCGCGAUGUGGUUCACCUGCAUGCACACAGCCUGGUGGGCAAACAGUGCGAGAAGGGCAUCUGUCUGGUCCAGAUCGGCCCCAAGGAGAUGACAUCCACAUUCCCAAACCUCGGCAUCCUCCACGUGACCAAGAAGAACGUGGCCAGCACGCUGGAGCAGCGGAUGAGCCAGGCCUACCUGAUGGGCUACGACAACGGUGUGGUGAUCCACCCUGAGCUCAACCACCGGCACAGUGAGGGCUACGGCCAGAUGGAGCUGACAGAGCGGGAGAAGGAGCUGAUCCACAGUGCGUCCGUGCAGCAGGCAAAGGAGAUGGACCUGAGUGUGGUGCGCCUCAUGUUCACCGCCCUACUGCCCGACAGCAGCUGCCGCUUCACCCGCAAGCUGGAGCCCAUCAUCUCCGACCCCAUCUACGACAGCAAGGCACCAAAUGCAUCGAACCUGAGGAUUGUGCGGAUGGAUCGGACAGCUGGGUGCGUUGUUGGAGGGGAUGAGGUUUAUCUGCUCUGUGACAAAGUCCAGAAAGACGACAUCCAAGUUCGCUUCUAUGAAGAGGAUGAAAAUGGAGGAAUUUGGGAAGCAUUCGGGAACUUUGGUCCGACGGAUGUUCAUCGCCAGUUCGCGAUCGUGUUUAAAACUCCAAAGUACCGGGAUGUGGACAUUUCCAAACCCGCCUCAGUGUUUGUCCAACUUCGCAGAAAAUCCGACAACGAGACAAGCGAACCAAAACCCUUCACGUACUACCCGCUGAUUAAAGAUAAGGAGGAAGUGCAGAGGAAACGACUGAAGCUUUUGCCGAAUUUCUCCGACCACUUUGGUGGAGCGGGGUCAGGUGGAGGAGUUUACGGAGGAGGGGGUGGAGCUGGUGGGGGCUCCAAUUACUUCACAGGAUUUCAAGGAUAUGCCAACUUUGGAAAUUAUGCCUACCCUCCAGGGACCACGAACUCCAGUCCUGGCAUGAAGCAUGCCACAGUGGAGCCUGGACCCGACCUUGCAGAGAACUCCACAUCCCCCCACCCUGCGGAGAACUCCACACACCCGCACCAACUCACCACACGGCCUGGAACCACCUCAACGGCACUGAACCAGGAGCCUCAGGACCCAAACCUGUUCUUCCUGGAGAAAGCUCUGGACCUGGCAGAGAGACAUGCUCGAGCCUUGCUGGACUAUUCGAUGUCUGGAGACGCCAGGAUGUUGCUGGCUGUACAACGCCACCUCACUGCUGCCCAGGACCAGAAUGGAGACGCGGCCCUACAUCUUGCGAUUAUUCACCUCCAGCCGGUCGUGGUACAACACCUUCUCCAGGUUAUCGUCAGCCUCCCCGGGCACGACAUCGUCAACAUGAGGAACGAUCUGUAUCAGACCCCUUUGCAUUUGGCCGUUAUAACCCGACAGGCCGAGGUGGUGGAGCUGUUGCUUCAGGCCGGAGCUGAUCCCAGCCUCCUGGACUGCCACAGUAACUCUGUCCUUCACCUGGCUGCGGAGCAGGGAGAUGUGAAGAUGUUGAAUGUGCUGCUGGGAGAAAGGAACAAAGUUGUAAUGGACCUCCUGCCCCUUCCGAACAAUGCAGGGUUCAGUGCCAUUCACCUAGCCGUGUUGGCCAACAGCCUGUCGUCCCUGAGGCAGCUGCUGGCAGCUGGAGCAGAUGUGAACACUCCGGAACAGCGCUCGGGACGCACCGCGCUGCAUCUUGCAGUUGAGCAGGAGAACAUCUCGCUGGCCGGAAGCCUCCUCCUUGAGGCAAGUACAGAAGUCGAUGCAGUCACGUUUGAUGGAUCAACUGCACUUCACAUCGCUGCAGGGAGAGGCUCAACCAAACUCUGUGCCUUACUGAUGGCAGCAGGGGCAGAUCCUCAGAUCGAGAACCAUGAGCCGUUGGACAACAGAAGUGACGAGAGGCUCGAGGACACCGAUGACGAAGGAAUCUUCCGUGGCACCACCCCACUUGACAUGGCAGCCACAGAGGAGGUGUAUGACAUCCUAAACGGCAAACCUUACCAACCGAAAACACAAUCUGUGGCUCCUUUCCCACAAGGGGACCUAGGGCAACUGGACAAAGAAACGAGGCUGGAGUUGUGUAAACUGCUGGAAGUGACGGAGCCCAGCCUGAACUGGAUGACCCUGGCACAGAAACUGGGCCUUGGCAUCCUGAUUAAUGCCUUUAAACUCAGCUGUUCCCCAGCCAAGUCCUUGCUGGAUAACUAUGAGGUGUCUGGUGGGACGCUGCUGGAGAUUCUGGAAUCCCUGAAGGCCAUGGGCUACAGUGAAGCAGUGGCCGUACUUGCUAAAGCAAUGGCCAACUCAGCAACUACACAAGUAAAUGAAGAGUUGAAUUCAUCAUCCCCUGCUGAGCAGAACGCCGUCCAGGUUGAAGCCAAGUCCCAGCAGUGUGACAGUGUGUGCGACAGCGGGGUAGAGACCUCAUUUAGGAAACUCAGCCACUUCUCUUCAGAGUCUUUCACCAACGAAGCUUCUUUCAAAAUGUGAGCCUAGACCAGUGACCGAAGCUAAUCUCCACCUGAACCUAUUGGAAUGAGAGACAUACCCAGCCCAUCACUGUGGCUGCAGUUUGAUUAAUGCCAGAAGGCCUAAUUGUUUUAAAUAUCUGACAGUUCAGUGCUUCAAAUUAAUUAAAUAAGUUCUCAAACCUAAUGGAAUAUACCCAGCACACUCAGCCUUAUUAUUAUUUUUAUUUUAAAAUAUGUUCAGGUCAAAGUAGAACUGAGGCUGCCAACGUUCUCGGAUCUUCAUCCCACAGCCCGACCAUACCCCUGCAGUACUGUCAGCGGAUGAGGUGUCAGUCUGCCAGGUGGAUGUACAGGUUCCUGGGGCACUGUUGCAGAGAUCAGUGGAGACUUUCCUAGUAUCCUGCCAAUGUGGUUAGUAUCACAGCGCUGUUUGUGGGAUCUGGCUGUGCACACUUUGGCUGCAGUAGUUCCUGUAUUACGACAGUGUCUGUUUCAGAAAUGUCGUUAGCUGUAGAGCUGGCGCUGUUCUGAGGCUGUGAAGGGCGCUGUAGGCAGGUCUCAGGACUGAUAAACAAAGCUUCACCCCUGGGCUCCUCCUCCCUCCGCUUCCCGGGAGCUGGUUAUUUUUGCAAAGACAACCCGUUGUGUGUGUUGGGGGUGGGCGGGAGGAAGGGGUUUGGAUUCUCGAUGAGCCAAACUGCAAAUCAUUUUUACAAAAAACUGGAUUGUUCAUGUAGCGGUAGCUCAUCAUUAAUCGUUUACACAUUCCAACCCGAUCCUGUAAAUAGUCCCGGCAGCUGGUAUUCCGAAAUUUAUAUUUUUGCUUGAAAUACUUACUUUGAAAUUGUAAGCUUUUUUUAAAUAAACAAUUAAAAAUGGAUCAUUGACUACAA